Messenger RNA from Acanthosepion pharaonis, 1086 nucleotides. The record is from the annotation of a GenBank genome assembly. Lineage: Eukaryota; Metazoa; Mollusca; Cephalopoda; Sepiida; Sepiidae.
AUGCAGUUAGAGUCAACUGGCUUUACUACUUAUACUUUCCCCGCAAAUUUCCUUUUUAUUUUCUUAGAGAGAUUCGUCUCUUCCUCCGUUCUUUGCAGCUCUAAGUCCCAAUCUAUCUAUCUAUCUAUCUAUCUAUCUAUCUAUCUAUCUAUCUAUCUAUCUAUCUAUCUAUAUAUCAAUCUGUACAUAUCUACCUAUCUAUCUCAUCUGUUCAUAUUCUAUCUAUCUAUCUAUCUAUCUAUCUAUCUAUCUAUCUAUCUCAGUCUUCUGUUCAUAUCUAUCUAUCUAUCUAUCUAUCUAUCUAUCUAUCUAUCUAUCUAUCGCAGUCUGUACAUAUCUAUUAUUUAUCUUUUCAUAUCUCUCUUAUCCAUCUCACUCUUUUCAUAUCUAUCUAUCUAUCUAUCUAUCUAUCUAUCUAUCUAUCUAUCUAUCUAUCUAUCUAUCUAUCUGACCUGGGUAUUUUUCUUCUUCAGUCUUCUUCUUCUUCUUUAUUCACAUUUUCUUCACUACUUCCUUCUUAGCCACACCCCAUCGCUAUUCUUUUUUUUUUCUUUCUUUCUUUCUUUCUUUCUUUCUUUCUUUCUUUCUGUUCUUCUCGGUCUGAAUCUUCCCUAUCACUCUUCUUUUUUAUUUACGGCACCUUCUUCUUCUUCUUCUUCUUCUUCUUCUUCUUCUUCAUUCCCAUUUUUCAUUUUCACUAUUUCUUUCUCAGCCAUACACUUCGCUAUCGCUCUUCUUUCUUUCUUUCUUUCUUUCUUUCUUUCUUUCUUUCUUCUUCUUUCUUUGUUUUCCCUACUUUCCGUCGUUAUCUUCACCACCUACCCUUCCACUUUCAGUCUUUCUUUUUACCUCUUUUCUUUACCUAUUUCCACAACAUUUCAGAUCUCCCGACACCGCGUCUCAGAACAACUGGAGUUAUCUUCCCCUAUUUCAGUGGGUUUUUCGUUCGUCUUGCUUUUCGUUCGUAAAUUCGUCGCAUCUCUCUCUCUCUCUCUCUUUCUCUCUCUGGUCUUUCGACGCAUAGUCUUUGCUUUUUGUAUCUCUAUCUACUAUCUACCCAAUUUCUUACCAACCUGUAAAUUUUAA